AUGCCUCGGCAGUUAGACAUGAGUGGCUGGAGCGGAGAUUCGUAUGGCGAUCGAGCAUCAAGACGCUCGCGUGAUGCAGACGAAGUUAACUAUCGCAACAUGCGUGAAGCCUCAAACCGUUAUGAGAGUUCUAGGGAAAACGACCACCCACGUCGUCCAUUACCCAGGGAAGAAUCCCAGCAUCCGUUUGAGACGAAAUCUUCGCGUACUUCUGACUUCGACAUCAGCAGCAUUUCCAGUGGACGCAGUACUGUUGGAGGAAGCACGUUAAGCUUCAACUUCACGUCAAUUGGGAGCGGCAGGUACCAACCACGGGGUGAUCGAGCGAGUCGACAGGAUAACCAGCGAGAGGCCGAUGACUUUAUUCGCAGUGACAGCACGAGAUCCUCUCGAUGGGAUGAACAUGCCGAACCACGGCGAUCAGACCGUAGAAGUCAAGACAGAUUUCAACGAGCACAUGCUUCAGAUUCUUCAGCCUACACUGGAGCUGCAGAAUCAUUCAACUCGAAUACUUCUCUUCGAUACGAACAAGCCGAGUCGAUACGUUCAAAUGACAAAGCUGAUUCCAUCCGGGGCCCCGAGUCACCCGUACCGGCUCGAAGAGUAAAGUCGUCUAGAGACGAUGGCGAGUUACCAGAAAUCGGAACGUCUUUACUCCCUUCAGGCUUUGAUAACCAGGACGAACACCACCUUAGCCGAACAAAUUCGGAGACAUCCAUUGCACCUGCUUUCCCUGAAUCCGAAUACGACUCUGACACCAAGAGAAAUCGAGAUCGCAACUCAAAGCUGUCCAUUUCUUCUCCUAUUCUUUCGGACAGAUCACGUGACAGGAGGUUUGUUUCCUCGUCGCCAUGCUCGCCGGCCUCAGUGAAAAGCAUGACGGCCAGUAGGAAAGCGUCAAAGUCUACUCAAUCUGCCAUGAGUGACCUUCGUGAAAAUCUGUACGCAUUUCGAAAGCAGAUGCGUGAGAUAUUUAUCCGCGUAGAGGACAUGGUGGACGUUCACCGAUCUUUCUUCAAAUCUGAUCCAAGCACCGGAAAGCCGGUAUUCCGUGAGGAACUCCAGCAAGAAGCUGAGAAGCUAGCCAACGAAACUUUUGAGCAGCUAGCUGAUCUACGCGAGCAUUUCGUUCGGUUAGCAAAGGAUUUCCAGCGAUCGGAAACAGACGAACAGCCUGUGCCGAGAGGGACUCGCUUUCCUAGUCCAGAAGCCUCUUCACGGUCCAAGAGAUCACUACGCACUGUCUCGAGCCGUUCAUCAGAUGAUGAGAACAAUAGCGUGAAGCACUCCGACCAUCCAGAAGAUGAUGGAAGCGAGCGCCUCUCGGUGGCCAGCGAAAACAACGACGAGGCUUCGAGUAUGGAGCUCUCGCCAAGCAUCCGACAGUCGACUCAGAGCAGUGACGAUGAUUUUCCAACCGUGUCAGAGUCGAUAGCAUCUACCAAGUUGUCAUCGCGAUGGCGAAAAAACCCGAGCAGGGACUCAGAAUCCAUCGCUAUGAGCGAUAUCAGCGCACGCACGAAGACUCGUGCUCCUAGUAUCGUCAGCGACUCCAGCUCGCGUCACGAUCAAUGUAGCAAGAGUGAACCCGACGCGGAUAGCAUCUUCAAAGAUUUCGACAAGCGUAUGGAGCAGAUCCGCUGCUCGCUAAACGCUAUCGCGAACGGUAGGACGCCGAUAAAUCACCAGGGCAACACUUCCAGCGUUGCGACGCCACCGAAAAAUUUCACGGUCGGAGGAGCGGGUUCGCCCAUCCGUGCCAUGAUGGACGUGACUCGCACUCGGCCAACUCCGCUCGAGGCGCCGGGGAUAUCCAGGAGACUGGGAGAAGACGAUAGCCGACCUCGACCCGGCGGCCGUGAAGCCGAGCUACGUCACCUGCUGCGUGAGCUCAACCACAUCAACAGCAGCAACGAGGACGAAGAGGACUAG
Messenger RNA from Phytophthora nicotianae INRA-310, 1932 nucleotides. RefSeq lists its product as hypothetical. NCBI's taxonomy places the organism in Eukaryota, Oomycota, Peronosporomycetes, Peronosporales, Peronosporaceae. The record is from RefSeq and is a predicted model, not a curated record. The transcript is spliced from 3 exons. The coding region runs from base 1 to 1932 and encodes 643 amino acids.